AUGGCAUCGGGCCGACCUUUUGUGUGGGUCGUGAGGAGGAGCGUGCUGGAGGAGGAGCUCGAGCUCGUGUCGUGGCCGAUACUGACAUGGCCGGUAUUCGCAGACGAGAAGUUCAACGUGUUCGUUGGAGAAAAGGGCGGAGGAAGAGUUCAGGUGAAGUCGGGAGUCGCUGUCUGGGAUGAUACCCGAGAUGGCCCCGUUCGACAUCUUCCCGGACUACCGAUUCGCAAACAACUUAGCAUAAACCUCGCCGCAUUCGAUAAGCCUCUCCAGAAACUCAAGUUCGCCGACCUUCUAGAAGCUACACACGACUUCAACGACAAGAACCUUAUCGGUUCGGGCGGUUUUGGCAACAAGUACAAAGUCGAGCUCAAAGACUGGAGUGUGGUCGCGAUCAAGAAACUAAUCCACGUCAGUGGGCAAGGGGAGCGCGAGUUCACGGUCGAGAUGGAGACAAUCGGAAAAUCAAGCAUCGGAGUUUAG
Molecule: messenger RNA, 483 nt
Organism: Striga asiatica
Lineage: Eukaryota; Viridiplantae; Streptophyta; Magnoliopsida; Lamiales; Orobanchaceae
Source: the annotation of a GenBank genome assembly